Molecule: messenger RNA, 774 nt
Organism: Phalaenopsis equestris
Lineage: Eukaryota; Viridiplantae; Streptophyta; Magnoliopsida; Asparagales; Orchidaceae
Exons: 3
Coding region: 7-696 (229 amino acids)
Molecular function (GO): protein binding
Source: RefSeq, a predicted model, not a curated record
GGGACCAUGUUUUCCGGCAGCCACGAGCGUUGGGCCGCCAUCACAAUCCAAACUUUUUUUAGAGGAUAUUUGGCGAGGAAAGCUCUUCGGGCCAUGAAAGCUCUGGUAAAACUGCAGGCUCUCGUUCGCGGUUAUCUCGUUCGGAAGAGAGCAGAGUUGGUGAGCCAGAGUGGCCGACGUGUCGUAAGACUCCAUUCCAAUGCUCGUCGUUCUCGCAAAUUACAACUCCAGUCUCGAAUUCAGGAGUGCUUCGAUGAUAGCAUAAUCCAAAAAACGGAUCCUCCCUCCCUUCGAAGGUUUCCAUUAAGAAACGACUGCUCGAGCAGCAGCCAUAAGGCUUUCCAAUAUUACUCUGGCGAGAAAUGCCGGUGCUGCUCUACCGCAUCACAAUGCACUCUACGCCUCCUCAGCUCUUCCGUUACGGCGCCAGCGACUCCGGCGAAGCUUGGACCUGAAGCUUUCUCUCGGAAACAUGGCUCCCCAAAUUAUAUGUCAAACACACAGUCGUUUGUUGGCAAGCUGAGAUCGCAGAGUGCCCCACGUCAGCGAGCCGAGGUGGUGGCGAGGACUGCCAUGAAUGACAUUUUGGAGGCGGGGAUUGUUCCCGUGAGAAGGUCUUGCUCGCAGAUUCCGGAUGCCGUAAGGUUUAGAAGUGCGGUGGUGAAGAAGCUUGUGGAGAGGUCCAGGGAGAUCUAAGUGGUGAAGCGUGAUGGGCCAUGGCUUCGGGUUGUUUUAUUUUUCGUUGUAGUUUCUUGAGUACUUAGUGAGCUUAUG